GCAUUUGCCUUAUUUGCCUCCAUUGCGCUACGGCCGUGGAACUGGUUAAGCUGCAGGAGCAGAAAAUGUAUGCAUUCCGAAUGUUCCGUAUAACAAAGUUUUUUGGGAAACUUGGAAUUAUUUGCUCCAUAUAUGCAACGUAUGUUUUGUACACGAAAACUUCACCAUGGACUGCUUUGAAAAUCAAUCGGUUUUCAAAAUGGAAACAAAGUACAUCAGCUCCACUACAGUGCGCAGAAACAUUCAACUUCGAUAACUCUACGAAACGAAAUGAAAAUCAACAAGAGAUUAAAGAAUGCAAGAGAUUCAAUGGAAGUUUUGAACUUAGUUUUGAGAAAAAUGCACAAUACGUUGAGAAUUAUACAUUUAAUGUUUCCAAAGCAAAAUUAAAAGAAUUAGAUCUAGACGAAGCAGGAAUAAAAAAAUUAUCUUCACAGAAGUCAAGUGGAGCAAAAAUACCUACUUUUGUUACGGCCUUUUCUGAUAAUCACUUCGACGAAUUUAUUGCUGUUGCUAACAAACUAAACAAACUAAAGAGAACGAAGUACCCAGAACUAACUUUGAUAGUAUAUGACAUAGGCCUGACUAAAGACAGGGUUAGUAAGGUUCAGCGUAUGUGUAACUGCAGUGUGAGAAGAUUUCCAUUUGAGUUGUACCCUGAGCAUGUCAGAAAUUUACGUGGAUAUACAUGGAAACCGAUCAUUAUUCAAACAAUGUUACAAGAAUCUGAUUUCGUUAUGUGGCUAGACACGUCCAUACGAUUGAAAAACAUGGAGCCCUACUUUGAAAAAGCACAGCGUCUUGGUUUCCAAGUACUAUAUGGCGACGGUUCGAUCGCUAUGAGAACGCAAAAAAGGCUUUUUGAGCAUCUUCAUGAGGAACCUUGCCUUUUCAAUUACGAAGAAACACAAACAGGAGUAGUAAUAGUCUCUCGCUCAUGUAUCACUCUGAAAUACAUCAUGCGUCCCUGGGUGGCAUGUGCAUUAGAAUUUGGAUGCAUGGACUUUCCUAACUCAAAAAAUUAUCUCCAGUGUGUUUACAAGUGGAAUCUCUCUGUAUGUCACAGGUUUGAGCAAUCGACCCUUGGAAUAAUCACGACAAGACUUUUUAACAAUAAACGACACCAAUUUAUACUGGGCUAUGAUUUUACAGAUGUAUGUAAAGGUUGUAUUGAGCGCUUUCAAGAACAUUAAGAUGAACAAAAAACCAAAAAAAAUCUCUUUAAGAUUUCGACAUUUCUGAUAACGUAAUAUAAAUAUUCUUUACUAUCAGUAUGUACAUAUGUUUCUUUAAAUAAUUGUUAUAUGAUAGCUAUUUUGGCAUUAUACUUAGGACAUCAAAACAACAUUAAGAUAUAAAAUAUUGUGUCUACUUAACGCAUUUCUGUUUGUUUUUGUAAUUAUAAGAUAGAUAUAAUUUAUCAUUUUCACAUUGUAUAAACACCACAACGGCAUUGCUAAUCAAAGAGAAAUAUUCAUUAUAAACUUACUACAUUAAUUUUAAAAAUCCAAUCUGAUUGUUGUGUCCAUUACGUUAUGGUAGAUUACUCUUAAUAGGUUCCUUGAGGAGCAUAAAAUCUGCAGAGUAGGUUGUAUUAUCAUUAUUUCGGUUUAUAAAGGUAUUAUCUUAAAUGUUGACUUUGAACUCUUUUG
Molecule: messenger RNA, 1652 nt
Organism: Magallana angulata
Lineage: Eukaryota; Metazoa; Mollusca; Bivalvia; Ostreida; Ostreidae
Exons: 2
Coding region: 66-1193 (375 amino acids)
Source: RefSeq, a predicted model, not a curated record